CAGAGAACUAUCGCUUAUCGAAGAAACGAGGACGAGAUUGGAAACUAUGAACUUAUGGAACGACCUAAUAAACUGUGAUAUGCAGUCUCCCUGUCCCUCGCUACAGACAUCUACGAUCUUCUUGGCUGAUGUUGGUGGCUGCGUCCACGAGUUCCAGGUGCAAAAAUCGUAUCCAGAGGCCGUAUUCAUCAUUGAACCUAAGGUGAAUUCUACCUUUGCCAUUCUGCUAUACAGUGACGUUUAUUCCGACCACGAUGAGCUUGUGGCUGGCGCGUGGUGCUUUUCCCGCUUUCAAUGCUUUUCGGCGCUUUUGGACACUUCGGAGUUCUUUUCGACAAAUUUGGCCGUCCUUUAGAAAAAGAACUGAUUUUAUUCAACAUACCCUCCCCUGCUCAACUAUUAGGUUGGUAAGAAAGUUCUCGGACAUUCCCUGUAUACAAAGAUAAUGCUUCGAUGCAAGCACCAAAUAGGGUAUGCUGUACAUCAUUGGAUAGAGAAAAACAAACACUACAAGACCAUGCUAAUCACAACCAUG
This is a messenger RNA of Cylicocyclus nassatus, 535 nucleotides long. The record is from the annotation of a GenBank genome assembly. Lineage: Eukaryota; Metazoa; Nematoda; Chromadorea; Rhabditida; Strongylidae.